CCAACUGUGGAAUACUGUAGACUCGGCAGGAACUUCAUCCUCAUCGAUAAACGACCCUUGCCAUGAUUCUCCUCUUCCGUCAUGUGAACCCCGUCCGCCCCGGCCCGCCGUUGCGCUCGCUGUUCCACGCGUCUCGCAAUAUAAAACCCAGGACAACAUAUCCCGCCAUCCAUCUUCCCUCUCUUUCUCUCUCCACUACCGCACGCAGAGCAAUGGCCACCAUCACCCUCAAGAGGACAGGUGACAAGAUGCCCAUCGUGGGCCUUGGUCUCUGGAAGAUCCCCCGUCCUCAGUGCGCGGAUACCGUAUACAACGCUCUGAAGGCUGGUUACCGUCUUCUCGACGGUGCUGGAGACUAUGGAAAUGAGAAGGAGGCUGGUGAGGGCCUCGCUCGCGCCAUCAAGGACGGCAUCGUCAAGCGUGAGGAAGUCUUCGUCACCACGAAGCUUUGGAACACUUAUCACAAGAAGGAGCGCGUCCACGAGCUUGUCAAGUUUCAGCUGGGGCUCUGGGGCAUCGACUACUUCGACCUCUUCCUCAUCCACUUCCCUGUCGCCCUUCAGGAUGUCGCCAUCAAAGACAAGUACCCCCCUGAGUGGUGGGGUCUUGACGGCAAUGUUCAUCCUACAAAUAUCCCCAUUCGUGAAACCUGGGAGGGUAUGGAGGAAAUCUGCGAGCUAGGUCACGCCAAGAACAUCGGUGUCUCUAACUUCCAGGGCUCUAUCCUAAUUGACGUCCUGCGCUAUGCGCGCAUCCCGCCCGUCGUCAAUCAGGUCGAGCUUCACCCGUACCUCUCCCAGAAGAAGCUUGUCGCUCUCUGCAAGGAGCUUGGCGUCGCCGUUACUGCCUACUCUUCUCUUGGUCCGCAGGGCUACUAUGAGCUCGGAGUUGACACUGGCCAUCCCAGCUUGCUCAAGCACGAUGUUGUCACCUCGAUUGCGCAAGCCUCCGGGAAGACUCCAGCUCAGGUGAUCCUCCGCUGGGCCGUCCAGCAGGAUAUAGCUGUCAUCCCCAAGUCUAACAGCCACGAACGCCUAGUCAGCAACCUCGAGGUCACCUCCUUCGACCUCACUCCCGAGCAGGUGCAGCAGAUUGACGGCCUCAACAUCAACCUUCGCCUUAACGAUCCCCAGGACAUCCACCCUGGCCUUGGCGUCUUCGCA
Phanerochaete carnosa HHB-10118-sp is the source of this 1163-nucleotide messenger RNA. RefSeq lists its product as uncharacterized. NCBI's taxonomy places the organism in Eukaryota, Fungi, Basidiomycota, Agaricomycetes, Polyporales, Phanerochaetaceae. Gene Ontology annotation, cellular component: cytosol. The annotation marks the transcript as partial. Gene Ontology annotation, molecular function: aldose reductase (NADPH) activity. The record is from RefSeq and is a predicted model, not a curated record. The transcript has 11 exons.